This is a messenger RNA of Xenopus laevis (African clawed frog), 5005 nucleotides long. It is a transcript of the gene pde3a.L, whose product is annotated as phosphodiesterase 3A L homeolog. NCBI's taxonomy places the organism in Eukaryota, Metazoa, Chordata, Amphibia, Anura, Pipidae. Bases 145 to 2694 code for a protein of 849 amino acids. The transcript has 16 exons. The record is from RefSeq and is a predicted model, not a curated record.
UUGGGGGCAAAUAAGGAGCCGAGGACUAUACUGGGGGGCACCGGACUGUACUGGGGGGGCAACAGCACUCGGGAUCUGAACUCAGUGGGGGACAAGGAGCCCAAGUGCCCCCCACUCUGCGCCUAUGUCCUACCGACCCCCAUCAUGUCCCACCGGAGAACUUCCCUGCCCUGUAUCCCCCGAGAUCAGUUAAUGGGCCAUUCGGAAUGGGAACACAAGCGCGGAUCCAGAGGCUCCCAGUCUUCGGGGACCAGUAUCACUGUAGACAUCGCUGUUAUGGGGGAAGCUCACGGGCUCAUCACAGAUCUUCUAGCCGACCCCUCGUUACCCCCCCACGUGUGCACUUCUCUACGGGCCGUCAGUAACCUGCUCAGCACCCAACUCACCUUCCAGCCCAUCCACAAGCCCAGGCUCAGCCCAGUCGUCUCCUUCAAUGACAACUACACGUGUUCUGACUCCGAGGAAGGUUCUGAGAAAGGAGAGAAGAUGACUAUACCCAAGCGCUUACGGAGAAGUUUUCCGACCGGCUUAUUGCGGAGAGUCUCGUCUACAUGGACAACGACAACGUCUGCCACCGGAAUGCCCACCCUGGAACCUGCCCCGGUGAGGAGGGACCGCAGUGGCAGCAUCAAACCCCUAGACCCGUCAUUAUCAAGCAGUAACCCCGACUCCUGGCACAACUCCCUGCUGCUGAAGAGUCGCCCCUACUCUCCGUCUCUUGUCAUUUCUAACACAAACCAUGUGAAUCCAAAAAGGAGGCAGGGUAUCCCUCCCAACAUUUCCCCCCUCACGUCUCCGUGCCAGUCUCCCAUCCAGGGCACCCCGGCCGCCAGCCCAACGGUGAAAACGGGGCCAGUGCAGUUCUCCGAUUGUUCUGAGCUGAGCCGACCCAAUCUGCACAAGGUUCUGAUUUCAUCCAAGAGUGCGCCGGACAUUCCAGAACCGUUGCAGGGCCCCACCCUUGUGUGCACUAGCUGUGGGCGGUCCUACAGUCCUGUGAAUCCCAGCGACGGAGCGUUGAAUCCCAAUGAGGUGCCACAUUCCCAGAACAGAACAGAUGAUCCAACUCACACAACUUCUGACUACGACAGCACCCACGAAACCAACAACAGCGACAGCAGCGACAUCCUUCAGAACGACGACGAGGGAGAUUGCGCCAAAGAUCUUAUGGCGUCCAGAAAGAGCUCCGAUUCCACGUCGUUCCAACCGGAAGCCAUCGCCAUCCACCCACUGAUACACUCGGAGGAAAAAGCCAUUGUGGCUCCGGAACCUCUACUCAUGGAAGAUCUAGAUCCGCUCAUGGGAGAGAUCAACAACUGGAACUUUCCCAUCUUUGACUUAGUGGAGAAGACGGGGCAGAAAUGUGGCCGAAUUCUCAGUCAGGUGUCGUACCGACUUUUCGAGGAUAUGGGUCUGUUGGAAACAUAUAAGAUCCCGUUGAGAGAAUUCAUGAACUAUUUCCAUGCGCUGGAGAGCGGAUACCGGGAUAUUCCAUAUCACAACCGGAUUCACGCUACAGACGUGUUACACGCGGUGUGGUACCUCAGUACUCAGGCCAUCCCGGGGCUCCACAAUGCAGUCAGUGAGCAGGGUUCAGCCAGUGACUCAGACUCCGACAGUGGAAUCACUCACGGCCACAGGGGCUACGUCUUCUCCAAGAUGUACAAUCCUUCUGAUGAUACAUACGGGUGUCUGUCCGGGAACAUUCCCUCUCUGGAGCUCAUGGCCCUGUAUGUGGCUGCGGCGAUGCACGACUACGAUCAUCCGGGGAGAACCAACGCAUUUCUAGUUGCCACUAACGCAACCCAGGCAGUCCUGUACAAUGACCGCUCUGUUUUGGAGAACCAUCACGCAGCUGCUGCCUGGAAUCUUUUCCUCUCGAGGCCGGAGUACAAUUUCUUAGUAAAUCUGGACCACAUGGAAUUCAAGAGAUUUCGCUUUCUAGUGAUUGAAGCCAUCUUGGCCACAGACCUGAAAAAACACUUUGAUUUCCUGGCAGAAUUCAAUGCAAAAGUGAAUGAGGAGGUGGGUCCAGGGAUUAACUGGUCCAAUGAGAAUGACCGUUUGCUGGUUUGUCAGAUGUGCAUUAAGUUAGCUGACAUCAAUGGGCCGGCCAAGUGCAAAGAUCUGCAUCUCAAGUGGACAGAAGGAAUCGUCAAUGAGUUUUAUGAACAGGGCGACGAGGAAUCCAGCCUUGGGCUUCCCAUAAGCCCCUUCAUGGACCGCUCAGCCCCCCAACUUGCCAAACUACAGGAAUCUUUCAUAACUCACAUAGUGGGACCCCUGUGCCAUUCCUAUGACUCGGCCGGACUGAUUCCCGGGAAAUGGCUGGACGAGAGCGACGAGUCUGAGGACACGGAUGAACAGGAAGAUGAAGACACCACCGAGGAAGAGUCGUCUGAACCCUCAGAGUCUUUAGCAAGUAUGUCAUCUCAGAUCUUCUGUUGUUUGAAAGAUGCCUUAUGGGGGAGUAAUUCAGGGAAGGAAAAGAAGUGCAAGCGGAAAAUUUACUGCCAACUCACUCACCAUUUGAUGGAAAACCAUAAAAUGUGGAAAAAAGUCAUCGACGAAGAGCAACGGGAGGAAGGACUGAAGAACGAGCCGUCCAGUUUGCCCAAAAGUUCCGAACAAAUCCAGGCCAUCAGGGAGGAGGAAGAGGAGAAGGGGAAAAGGGAGAAUUCGGACGAUGAAUGAAGAGGAUCAGGACUUGGUCAGGUUGAUACAUAGAAGCCAGCACAAUAUUUAAACACAACACUGUAGAACCAUUGGAGCAACUCGAGAUGUUCCUCUUCCUCCAUCGACUGAGACUUUCCCUGCUCAGAGACAUUGAUUGGCUUCAUCAUCAUCAUCAUCAUCAUUAUGGAACCACAGGAAGCCAGUAUUACAGCAGCACAAAAAUAUAUAGAGAAAUUUUAAACACGGAUAUAUAUAUAUAUGUAUAAUGGUCACUGUGAUACGAAAUUACCAUGUUUAAAGGAACAUGCGCCCCCUAAGCACAUGGUUUGCCAGGUACCCAGUGAGACGGGGGCGCUGGGAAUUCUGCGGGACACGGGUUGUAAAAGCUUUAUCAGAAUUUCAUGUAUCCUGUUUGUGUUUAAUAUAUUACUGACGUUUUGGUACUGAGCGGACCCUGUAGCCCCGCCCACCCCUCGCAGCACGUUGCAUGUGAACAAAGCGCACAUGGAGGAGGAGGAGUUUCUUCUUCUUCUUCACGUUUCUGCCGUGAGCCAAACUUCUAUUUAAGAGCUGACAUUCACUUUCCAUAUUUUAUUUCACCUGUUUGUCUCGCUGUAAAUAAUGGAGAGAUUUUUAUUGGUUCCUGUAGAUACGGAGACUCUUUUUGUAAGAAAAACCCAACUUUUUUUUUGUAUAGAUAUUUUUUUUGGAAUCCCAGACAAAGUUUUGUAUGAGCAAGAAACGAGCGAUCCCAUCAUGCCGAGGGCUUGCUGAAUCCAAGUCUCCAAUGGAGAAAAGCCGCCAAACGUCCCAGGGAAUUAUUUCUGUUGGUGUCAAAGAACUUUCUCCGGAAUUGAACCUUUAUUGGGGGUUAUUUACCCCAAUGUCACCGGCAUUGUCACAUGGGUCUUCAUUUUUAAUGUAAAAAUGCCAAGAAGGGAGCCAGUUGUAUCAGGCAUGACAAUCACCUGUGUUAUGUGAGAAUUAGUUGUCGCCCACAUUCAUGUCUUCCUGUUGUUAUGCUACACUGUAGAGCACCAUUGUAACCUUAAGAGUUCCCAUGCAAUAGGCAAUUCAGGGAACUGGCUGUUCGGAGUGAGUGUUGGGUAUUCUAUGGCCCCAUCAGUGGAAGAGAUCCAACAUGAUGGAGAGACUCGGGCAGGGUUCAUUGGUCACAUGGACAACUGGUUGUUGCAAGGGCACACCUCACCUUCAGGUUCUGCCUAAUUUAUAUACCAAUAGAGGUCUUUCUGGGCACUCUUGGGGUGGUAGAAAGAUGUCAUGCCCAUCACUUUGCCACUGAACAUAGGGACGCGGGAGUUUCUGUGGUUAUUGGUUCUGCUGCUGCCAAGAUCAGGGAUCAGUUGGGGGUUACUUUGCUUCCCAAAUAAAGUGCCACGGGUUGAGCCCCAAAUAAAGCAUUUAACCUCCAGCCCGAAUGUGCCCUAAAUAUUGGCCACGCUGAGGCUCCUCAUGUCUCCGUGAUGCUCGGGACCCCUGAGUUUAUUGCCAAUGGGAACUAUUUUGUCUCAAGUUUAUUGUUUGUUUUAUGAUUUCUACCUGGAAACAUAUGGGUCCCCAAAGAGGUAAGUGGCCUCCUCAGUGUCUGACCCAUCUCCAACAUAUUCUUCCCGCGCCCCACUUGUGCUUCUUACCCACCAAAUCUUGCACUACUUUCCCCUUCUGCCACAGAUUUGCACUUCAGGGAAUGUUAUUUUUCAUAAAAAGAGCCCAAGUCUGGGAUCCCAAGUCCCAGAGUCUCUCCCGGCUCAGUUUGUAUCCAGUGGGAAUGUGGAGCCCAUAGGAUAGUACCAGGGGGUUGCAGUUGGUCAGGAUAUUCAGGCAGAUACCAGUCAUUCCCACUCUUGACCCCUCCUCCAUUCAGUGAUGUUGCCCCACUUACCCCAGAAAUUAGUGCCCCCAGUGCCAUAAUUUCCGCUAUGAGCAGAGAAAACCCUCAAUAUAAAGAACCUGUUGGGUUUCUAUUGGGCAAAACCUGUCGGGGGCAAUCACCAGUAGGAAAGAUUUUCUCAAACUCAUCUUAAACAUAAGAAAUUGUUAUUAUAAGCGUGGGAGUAUCAGUGAUGACAUCAUAGGAUGGGAUCCAUUAACGGAGGAUGUCGUCGAUAUAUCGCUGACUCUGGAUUUGGUUUGUAGUUUCUCCUCUAAAUCACUUGAACCUCCUCAGUGGCAGAUUUCAUGCCUCCCUGGCACUUUCCAUUGGCCACUGAGACCUGGGUGGCACCGAUCCUGUGUCCUGUUCUCUCUCCACUCACUAUGUCUCCUGAUGUAAUGGAAAAUAAAGAGAAGUGCAAUAAUUUUGACAUUU